Messenger RNA from Syngnathus acus (greater pipefish), 4689 nucleotides. RefSeq names its product zinc finger protein 609-like. Bases 518 to 4267 code for a protein of 1249 amino acids. The transcript has 8 exons. Gene Ontology annotation, cellular component: nucleus. The record is from RefSeq and is a predicted model, not a curated record. NCBI's taxonomy places the organism in Eukaryota, Metazoa, Chordata, Actinopteri, Syngnathiformes, Syngnathidae. Gene Ontology annotation, biological process: regulation of transcription by RNA polymerase II.
CGGGUUUUCCCCGCCUUGUAGCAGUCCUGUGCGGAGCCGCUCCGCGCCGCAGCUUUCUCUCGUGCGCUCGCUCUUGUCGUUAUUUCCAAGGGGAAUAUUUGCACUCUGCGACUAAGCGGGACCGUCCUAGCCACCCAUGGGACACCCGGGUUCCGUCCCUUGUUGCGCCAGUCCGACUCACUGAAUGCGCGAUGUGCGUCUUGGUGGCGGCGCGCAGGUCGGUGGGGGCCCGGGGCCGUGUGACGGCGGCGCUCCACUGAGGCCAGCCAGCCAGCCAGCGAGCGAAACAGGAGCACGUUCGCCACUCUUCCUUCCACCCGUUUCGCCGCCUGGCCUGUCCGGGCCUUAUGGAGUGCACGUGAAACGGGCCGCGUCGGGACUGUGAGCGGGGAGGCCAUGCGGGCAGCGGGGCGGCGGCGCCGGGUCCAGCCCUGAGCAGGCGUCCCGCGGCUGGCUGGGAGGAGCGCGGCCCUCCUGCGCUCACCCCCUCGCGGCGCUCCGGGACGCCCCUACUAAGAUGUCCCUCAGCAGCGGCCCUGCAGGCGGGAAAGGUGCGGACUCCAGUGCGGUGGACGCGUACGACAGCGGCGAUGAGUGGGACAUCGGUGUGGGCAAUCUGAUCAUUGACCUGGACGCCGACCUGGAGAAGGACAAACUGGAGAUGUCAGGCAGCAAGGAGGGCGGCCCGGCGGCCGGGCCCCCCGGUGCCGUGACCGCUCUGCCCGACAACAUCAAAUUCGUCAGUCCUGCCGGUGGUGGGCAGGGAAAAGACAGCAAAUCCAAAUCCAAGCGCACUAAAAACUCCAAAGACGGCAGCAAGACGGCGCCGCUGGACGCUGUCAAGAAGGAGCUGCCGGGUCGGGCCCCCGGGGACCCGGCGGUGGCGGCCCACAGCCUCAACCCGGGUCUGACUAAGGGGGGCGACAAGUCCGGCAAAGCCAUGCGGGUCCCGCCGGUCGUCAAGAAGGACAAGGACGGUAUGUCGGCAAAGACUAAGAAGGACAAAAUGGAGGUGGACAAGGAACCGCUGGCGCCGACCGGGACCCCUCUCCCCCGCAGCGGGCCCUUCGAGAGCCAGCAGAGUGCAGAGGCCCCCAUCGCCGAGCUGCUGGGUCACGUGGCUCUGGACUCUGCCGGGAUGGGCCAGCCUGUCGCCAUGACGACCGAGGAGGAGGACGAUGAGGACGAGGACAUGGACGGCGGCGGCGGCGAGUGCCGCAACUUGAAGAAGAUGCUGUGUGGGGGGGACAAGAUGGAGUCGCCCGGCUCCACGCCGGCUCCGCCUCCCCUGCACCUGCUGGCCAAUAGCGACAUCUCGUCGCCGUGCGAGCAGAUCAUGGUGCGCACGCGCUCGCUGGCGGUCAACACGGCCGACGCGGCGCAGGCCACCGAGCCCGAGUGCCUGGGACCCUGCGAACCCGGAACCAGCGUCAACCUGGAGGGCAUCGUGUGGCAGGAGACCGAAGACGGCAUGCUGGUGGUGAACGUAACGUGGCGGAACAAGACGUACGUGGGGACCCUGCUAGACUGCACCCGACACGACUGGGCCCCGCCCAGGUUCUGCGAUUCUCCCACCAGCGACGUGGAGAUGCGAGGCGGGCGCGGCCGAGGCAAGCGGAUGCGCCCGGCCGGCGGCGUGCCCGCCAACGACAACGGCACGUCGUCGGACAACAAAGGAAGCGGCAAGACCCGCGGCGGGGCCGCCGGCACCAACGGCAAAGGGCGGCGCGGAAGCCAGACGUCCGCCGCCGGGCCGGGGGAGGACGCCAAGGCCAGCCCCUGCUCCUCCGCCAAGAGGAAGAGCAAGCCCGCCUCGGACAUGGAGCCCACCUCCAGCUCCGAGGACACCAAAGCGUCCAAGCGAAUGCGGAGCAACUCCACCGGCGCUGCCCACUCGCUCCCCACCGGGAAAUUGGAGGCGGCCGCGCUGGAGCGCGUGUGUCCGUCGCCGGUGCUCAUCGAUUGCCCCCACCCCAACUGCAACAAGAAGUACAAGCACGUCAACGGCCUCAAGUACCACCAGGCGCGCGCCCACCACGAGCACGACGCAGACAGCGAAUACGGCGACGAGUCGGGCCACCACCCCGACGCCGCCUCCUGCAACGGCGCCGCUAUCUCCCCGGCCCGCUCUGCCACACCUAAAGGGCGGGGCUUCGACGCGCCCUCGCCGGGGAAGCAGCCGCCCAAGCUCGGCAAGAAGAGGACGGGCGAGGGCGAGCCCGACGGGACGGACGCCGAGUGCUUGACGGACGAGGCCAGUAAUGACGGCGUGGAGGACAGGAAGGCCAAGAAGAUGGCGGCGGCCGGCGGGAAAACGGACAAAACCACCCCGAAGGGAGCGAAGCCCGGCCGGCCCACGCUGCCUGCCGGUCCCUCCGUGCCGCUCUCUUACAACCCGCGAGCUGGUUCUCCCUCGCCGGGCUCUGCGGCGGCCCCAAAGAACGGCCAACCCAAAACCCCCUCUCUGGUGGACCCCUCCUCCAGCCCCCUGGCCAAAGACAAGAAGAAAAAAGACAAGAAGAGGCGGGAGGGCGACAGCCCCAAGGGGCCGCCGCGGCUGGAGGAGGGCUACGCCGAGGCGGGCGAUGCCCUUCUCAACGGCUCCUCUGAAGUUCAGCAGAGCCGACUGGCCAGCAUCAAGGCGGCGGCCGACAAAGUCUACAGCUUCUCGGAUAGCGCGCCUAGCCCCUCCCUGGGUGGCGGCGGUGGCAGGGCGGAGGGCGCCGUGGGGCAGAACGGCACCGACGGCAUGUCGCUCCAAACCAGCAGCCCCGCCUACUCGGACAUCUCUGACGAGGGCGAGGACGGCGAAGGAAAGGCGGAGGGCGUCAAGGUGAAAACGGAGCCUGACUCCAAGAAGGCCCUGUAUCCCCCUCAAGCGCCGCCCGCCAAGGAAGCCCCCUACUACCCCACCUACGACGCCUACUACCCAACGGCCUACGCUGGCGCCAGCCCCGCCUCUACCGCCGCACCCAAGAAGGAGGAAGAACCGGAGGUGACCGAGGGGGUCAAGGUGAAAGUGGAGCCUCCGGAGGACAGGAAGUCUGAGGCCGGACCCCCGCAGCCGUCGGUCAUCCAGCAGCGCCCCAACGUGUACGCCCCCCCGCCCCUCUACUACAACCAGUACUACGGCCAGCCCUACUCGUACUCGCCCGACCAGGCCUACCACGCCCACCUGCUGGCCUCCAGCCCCGCCUACCGGCAGCAGUGCGAGGAGCGCCAGCGGCUGGCCGACAAGAAGGCGGAGGGCAAAGCCUCGGCCGGCCCGCCCACCCUGACGCCGGCCCCCGCCCUCGCUGAGCUGGCCAAAGGCAAGCCCAAGGAGGCGGCGGGGCCCGAGCCAGCCAAGUCCGUCAUCAUGGUGAAGGGCGACGACCCCAAGGUUGCCGCCGCCCCCCCUGAGGGGCUGAAGAUGAAGCUGAGCGAGGCAGGCCAUCAAGCCAAAGAAGAGGCUACCGCUGCCGCCAUGUGGUACAGACAGGAACCCGACGCCCGCCUGUGGCCCUACGUGUACCCCAACAAGUACUCGGAUGCCCCCAAAGCGCAGGAGGACGAACGCGAGCGCGACAGGAAGUCAAAGGAGGACCGUCCGCGGCCAAAGGAGGCGUCGUACAAAGACGAGGCCAAGGAGGGGACGGAGGGCCGGGCGCCGCUGCCUUCAGAGGAACAACAGCAGCAGCAGCAGCAGCGUGUGGCGGCCAAGGAGGCGCGGCCCCCCCACGUCCAGUUUGCAGCCCCCCUGGCGCAGCACCAAGGCUACAUGCCCUACAUGCACGGACCCUACGCCUACGGACAGGCCUACGAGCCCGGCCACCCCGGCUACCGGGGCGUGCCCUCCGUCAUGAUGCAGAAUUACCCCGGCUCCUACCUGGCCGCCGGUUACUCCUUCUCGUCGUACGCUGGCAAGGCGGCGGCCGAGGAGGGCGGCGAGAAAGCGGCGCGUUCCAGCCCCACGGUGAAGGCGACGGGCGGCGAAGCUAAAGCGCUGGAGCUCCUGCAGCAGCACGCCAGCCACUACAAGAGCAAGUCGCCCACCGCCGACAAGACGCCGGCGCAUGAGCGAGAACGCGAGCGAGACGGCGAGCGGCCGCGCUCGUCGCCGGCCCAGCGCGCGCCGCCUUCGCACCACCACCACCACCACCACCUGGCCUACCCGCUCCUCGCCGGACAGUAUGACCUGGCCUAUGCCUCAGGUUUGUCGUCACCGGCCAUGGUGGCCAGCCAGCAGGCGUCGGCGCCGUCCAUGUACCCGCCCCCGAGGAGGUGAGAAAAGGCUCGCGGCCGCCCGAACGUGACCAGAUCACGCACGGACGCUGCCGCCGCAACGCCGGAGGGGAGGCGGGCGGCCGCUAGCCCCGCCCCCCUCGACAGCCUGACGCUCAAGGAUGGAACUUCUUCAUCUCAGUCGCCGUUUGUCCUGAAGACCACAAGAAGAAACGCCGUGGUACAGAAUGGCGGCAGGCGGGCAGGUAUCCUCCCUCCCUCCCUUGCUCCCUCCCUCCCUCCCUCCCACCCCCUCAGUGUCUUGCUGUACUGUAGCGUGCGUGCCGUGCGCAUGCGUGUAAAUAAUGUACAGAGGAAUCAUUUUUAAGAGGUUGGAUGCGGUUUUGUUUCCUACUCUUCUUUUUUUCUCUCUGUUGUUUUUCUACUCCUGUUGCUCAUAUUAAAAACAUGUAGCUGGACCAACCA